Molecule: messenger RNA, 4192 nt
Organism: Caenorhabditis angaria
Lineage: Eukaryota; Metazoa; Nematoda; Chromadorea; Rhabditida; Rhabditidae
Source: the annotation of a GenBank genome assembly
AUGUUGUUCUUACUGAUUUUUUUCCUCUUCAAUUUUAUUUCUGCCGAAAUUGUACAUUUCGACGCAGAAGAAUGUGUGAAAAACUACAUCAAAGUGAUGCGAAAUAAUUCCGAAUCUCAACGAUAUUUUACGGGAGAUUUUGCGAUUUAUGAUUGGGAAGGUAAUAAGUUGGCUGAUUCGGGUUUUAGAAGGGAAGAGUUGGCGAAGAUUUGGAAUGGAGAUGGAGAAAUUCCAAUUCGACAAUAUGAGAUUAUCACAUCUCACGGCAAUUCAAUUGAUUCAAAAUCAUUGUUCAAAUUUAACGUUGAAAUUCGAUAUCUAGUUCAUACCCUGGAUGUUCUGAAAAUCGAAAUCGAAGCUGUUCAACAUAACAAUACCUGCCUGAUUCAUGCAGAGCGACAGAAAAAUAAAUACGAACCCAAGAGACCCUAUUAUUCCUCAUUUUUGAUUAAUUAUGAUCAAUUAUUUGCUAGAAAAACUGAUGGUAUACUUCAGGAAUAUAUGAGGAAUCUUGAAAAUGCUGAAAUUGAUUCUUUUAGAAAUCUGAAAAGGGUUGCUGAAUUAAUUGGAAAAGUUCCAACUAUUGAGAAAGAAAGAUUUUUUGUUGAGAGAUCUAAUGAGAGAAAUCUGGAGUUUUUGGUUGCACUUGAUGGAAAAAAGAAAAUUGAAUUUGAUGUGAUUAUAAAUGAAAAUGGAAAUUUGGAGAUCAAAACUGAAAAAUAUUCACAUUCACAAAGUUCAAAUCUCAAAUGGUUUAGCUCAAUAUUUAUCGAUUAUAAAAAAACAUUUGUGAGAAUUGUUGAAGAAUUGAUUGAAAAGUUUCGAAAUGCUCUCAGAACCAAGCAACUCGAAGAUCAAAUAUUUUCAUUGAAAAAUAUUAGUGCUUUAGAAUUGGGAUAUUACACGCCGUUUUAUUCUAUACGGUAUUAUGAGAUUUUGAAUGAAGAGAGACGACAAUUUGAAUAUUUCAAUUUGGAUGAAAAUUUGAUUGAAUUUAGUUUUGAAUUUGAAGAUGAGAAGUUCAAUUUGUAUAUUAAAGAGGGUUUUGAGCAGGUUUAUGAGAAUAUAAUUGAGAAAUUGAUGAGUGAUUAUAAAAAUAUGAUGUUGGAGUUCGAAGAUCCGAAGGUUUCCGAAGAUAACGUGAAUAACACCUUCAAUAAUGAAUUCAUGUUAUGCGAAUGUUCAAAAGGGUGCAUGAAUUUGACACAAUUCAAGAUCCAACUCACAAAACCUGGAAAUAUAGUUGAUUUUGAUAAUGGAGAUAUUAUUGAGCUGGUUUCGGUGAAUCAUACAAAUGGGGAUAUCGAAUUUUUGAAGAAUCGCAAAUCGAGAUUUAUUGCGAAAUAUGAUUUUGAUUUGAAGAAAUAUAGAUUGUCUGCGGAUUUUCAGUGCGGAAAGGAUGAUUUUUUUGAUUUUACAAAAUCGGAAGAAUGGUAUAAUCCGGAUGAAGAAGAUGUUGAGUGGAAAGAAGAUUCAGAUUCUGAAGCUAGUAGAAAACCACUGGUUAUUUUUGGAUCUGGAUGUAUGUGUGAUCUAGAAUGAUCUAUAAUAAUUUGGGUUUCCAGGGAUGUUUGAUCAGAAGCCGUCGAUUAUUCCUUACAAGAAUUUUAAUGUUACAUCGGAUGUUAUGAGACUCAAAGAAGCUUUGGAUACAAAUCAGAAAUCUCAGGUAGACCCGUUUCUUUGACCUUUUACAGUUCCUUGUGCGGCUUCCCAAGGCUUCCGAAAGCUUUCCGGAGCUUCCGCAGGCCACCUGAAAAUCUCUGACUUGGAAAAUUACGAAAAUUUCUAGCUAAUCAAUAUAAUUUGCCACCGCUCACAAUCUCAACGCGAAAUAAUAGCUUCUGAAUACAAUUCAACGUAUUUCGAAAAUCUAAUCGCAAUUCUCGAGAAAAAAUUGAGUGGAAACUUCAAAAAACUGAUAAUCGGUUUAUUCGAUCCUCCUGCAAUUUUUGACGCUCACGCGAUUUAUGCAACAACAUUACAUAAAGCGAUCAGAGGGCAUCGAGGAUCGACGAUAAUCACUGAAAUUCUAAUGACACGUACAAAUCAGGAGAUUCGAGAUAUUGAUGAGGGAUUUUUAAAUGCGAAUCGAAAAAAUAGGAAAAAUGAAACACUUUAUGAGUUUUUAUGCCAUUUUGACUCACAAAAUUUAUCUGUUAUCAAGUUAUUGGAAGUUGAGAGAGAUGAGAGUUUGGUGAUGAAUAGAACAAAAGCUGCCGAAGAUGCGAUGAGGCUUAUUGAUGCUUUUAACACUUCAGACGCCGAGAGGGUUUUUACGCAGAUUUUUGUUGCGACUAAUUUGGUGCAAUUGAAAUUGAUAUUCAAAAAGUUUCAUGAAUAUUCAGGGAAGACGAUUGAAGAAGUUGUGAAAUCGGUUUUUGUGCGAGCAGGGUAAGUUGUACGCCAUAAGCAAUUACAGAUCAGCAUAUUAUUAGUCUAUUAUUGACUUAUUUUGAAUUUCGGCUUAAUAUAAGCUAAUAUAAUAAUUAUUAGUCAAAAAUCGAUGCAAUUUUCUAAAUCUAGCCAAAAAUCAGCAAAAGCUGCUUUAUGAUCAAUUUGAAAGUGAGAAAUAGGGAAUUACAUUCAUCUAACAAUUCUAGAGUUCAAUCAGAGGUCCAGAGAUCCCUAAACUUCAGACUCAUUUUUGACUAAUAACAAGCUUAUUAGUAAUUAUUAGUAACUUAUUAGUCAAAAAUAAGUCUGAAUUUUAGGGAUCUCUGGAAGUCUAGAAUUGUUAGAUGGAUGUAAUUUCCUAUUUCUCACUUUCAAAUUGAUCAUAAAGCAGCUUUUGCUAAUUUUUGGCUAGAUUUAGAAAAUUGAAUCGGUUUUGACUAAUAAUAAGUACCGUAUUAGCCUAUAUAACGCCUAUUUUUGAAAUGAGUCAAUAAUAGACUAAUAAUAAGCUGAUCUGUAAUUGCCUGUGAUAAGCUAAUAUAAUAAUUAUUAGUCAAAAAUCGAUGCAAUUUUCUAAAUCUAGCCAAAAAUCAGCAAAAGCUGCUUCAUGAUCAAUUUGAAAGUGAGAAAUAGGAAAUUACAUUCAUCUAACAAUUCUAGAGUUCAAUCAGAGGUCCAGAGAUCAGGCCUGGUCGGAAUGGACCUUGUCGAAAGGUUCGGAAUGAGCACACUCAUUCCGAGUGGUCAGAUCGUAAUUCCGAAUUCCGAACCUCCAUUCCGACAUUUUUACCUCGGAAUUUCGGAAUUUUUCGGAAUGUUUCGGAAUGAUAUAAAACUUAUAAAAUUUGUCUUCAAAAGUUAAAUUUUUUGAGAAUCACAAGAGAAAAAGAGAUUUUUUGAAAAUGACAGGUAAAAUUCAUCAACUUUUCCAUUUUUUUGUUGAAUUUUUCACUAAUUUCAGCUCAAACAUUCCGAAAAAUUCCGAAAUUCGGUAGAAAAAUUCCGAAAUUCGGAAGAGAAACACAUUCCGAAAUUCCAAAAAGUUUCGGAAGUAACAUCGGAAUGAUUCCGAUUCCGAGAAAAUAGAUUCCGAUUCCGAGACACGUUUGUCUCAUUCCGAAAAACCUGUCGGUUUCGAAAUUUCGGAAUUCCGAUAUUCCGAUUCCGAUCAGGCCUGCCAGAGAUCCCUAAAAUUCAGAUUCAUUUUUGACUAACAAGUACUAAUAAUUACUAAUAAGCUUGUUAUUAGUCAAAAAUGAAUCUGAAGUUUAGGGAUCUCUGGAAGUCUAGAAUUGUUAGAUGAAUGUAAUUUCCUAUUUUUCACUUCCAAAUUGAUCAUAAAGCAGCUUUUGCUAAUUUUUGGCUAGAUUUAGAAAAUUGCAUCGAUUUUUGACUAAUAAUGGGUACCGUAUUAGCCUAUAUUCGACCUAUUUUCGAAAUGAGUCAAUAAUAUACUAAUAAUAAGCUGAUCUGUAAUUGCGCGUGCAAAAACUGUGCAUACAUUCUAGAUUCUAGAAACUUUGAUCAAUUUGCUAAUACUGUAAUUGAUAUCACACAAAAUCAAUUGAAAUAUUAUUCUGAUAAACUUGAAUUUUAUAUGGAUGAUUUGGGAACAAUGAAUGACGAAUUGAUUCGAACAAUUGUUGGAACAUCGGAAAGGAAUUUGCAAUCGAUUCGAGAAGAAUUUGAUAGACGACAUCGAGAUGAGAGUUUGAUUGAAUGGAUUUCGAAUGAUACUUCGGGAACUUUUAGAGAUGCACUUUUGGCACUUGUUAAGGGAAAUUGGGAGCAAUAA